Molecule: messenger RNA, 1298 nt
Organism: Thunnus maccoyii (southern bluefin tuna)
Lineage: Eukaryota; Metazoa; Chordata; Actinopteri; Scombriformes; Scombridae
Gene: med10
Product: mediator complex subunit 10
Exons: 4
Coding region: 161-565 (134 amino acids)
Biological process (GO): positive regulation of transcription by RNA polymerase II
Cellular component (GO): mediator complex; chromatin
Molecular function (GO): transcription coregulator activity
Source: RefSeq, a predicted model, not a curated record
GCGAUUGGCUAUUAUUCUGCCGCAAAGCACUUUGACGUUGCGGCUGUCGUAGUGUCGGUAGCUAACAGUAAACAGCGGUUAUUUGACAAAAGGAUUCUUCUUAAUCGAGUUAUUUAUAUUUCUUUCUUAUUUUUCGUGUGUUUUAUUGACAGUUAAUGAAAUGGCAGAAAGAUUCGACAACCUGGAGGAGCAUCUGGAGAAAUUUAUCGAGAAUAUUCGACAGUUGGGGAUCAUCGUCAGCGACUUCCAGCCGAGCAGCCAGACGGGACUGAACCAAAAACUAAAUUUCAUGAUAUCUGGACUGCAAGACAUCGAGAAGUGCCGUCAGCAGCUGCAUGAGAUUAACGUGCCGCUGGAGGUCUUUGAAUACAUUGACCAAGGCCGAAACCCUCAGCUGUACACCAAAGAAUGUCUGGAGAGAGCCUUGGCGAGGAACGAGCAGGUCAAAGGGAAGAUUGACACCAUGACGAAAUUCAAGAGCCUCCUAAUCUCCGAGCUCGGCAAAGUCUUUCCAGAGGAGAUGUCCAAAUAUAAGGCUAUACAUGGAGACGACACCCCCUCCUAGUGACUGCUGCACCAAGACCCCCGACCUUCAACCUGUGACCCUUGAAUUGAAAGCCUGGAUGGAGUUAGACCGAGCAGGAUCCUCUGCGGUUGCCAGCAGGAUGUGAAAAUAACCUGUUAUUAUUUCUCAUAAAUGUUGUGAUGCUGUUGCUGACCAGUAUCCACAGGGAGAAGGUUUUAAUUUCUUCUCAGCAGCCUGACUCAGCCAAUCUUGUCCGUUCUCCUGUUUAUCAAAACUUUUUCAUUUAAAGGAAUAUAAAUACGCAGCAAACGUAUGGGAGAAGUAGAGAGGAGAAACAAAUAAUUUUCCGCAUCGGGUCGUUGCGUUUUCCAGGAGACACAUUUGCUUUUACUGUCCCUGUUUUUGCAUGGACACUUUAAGUUAGCAGCAAAGUAUUUCUACAAAUCCCAAACUGUACAGGAGAAAACGCUGCCCAGCGCCUUUCUGAUUCUACAUUUAGGAAUUUACUUCAUCGGUUGUACAUACGGUAUAUUUAUACACUCUACCUUUUGUAAUGCUUCCUAAUAAUUGUGCAACAUACAUUUGUACCACACACAGUUCAUAACAUUUUGUAUCAAGCUCAGGUUUCUAAUGGCCAUGAUAAUUGAAUGCAGAUGUUAUUUGAUGGUAAUUCUGUGCCUGAUCACUUGACAUGGUCAGAAACGAGUCCACUCUUUAUUUGUAACUUGUUUGUAUUAUAAUUUUUGUUAAUAAAUGAUCCUUGUUGGACUGA